UCCUGUUUUCUGUUUUGUACUCUCUCCCUCUGUCUCUCUGUUUUUCUUCCUUGUGAUUCUAGGGUUCCGAUAGUCUUUCAGGGGCUCUUGAAAUCUGUGCCUUACAUCUCUAGAUCGAGAUUGUAUGCUCUGAGAGCUUCUGGUUGAUCUAUUUUUGGUUCGAUUUGGUGCUGGUUUUCGCGGGAAAUGCUCGAAAUUAGGACUUUUCUCCCAGGAUCGGGGUUUUGAGAAGAAAUGCCGGUGUUUGAAGACGUUUCUCCACAGCUGUUCGAAACAGAAUAACUUCACGGAACUUGAUUGAUGAUCCUUGUUGACAGUAUAAUUCAAGACAUUUGUGAGUGUAGUGGAUAUAGAAGGACAUGUGAUACUUCCACUGCGGGCAUCACCUGUGGACUUGUUCUCUUUUCUUUCGAGGGAGACAAGUUUCUUGUUUGGGUCCAGAGGAUAUUCUGAGCACAGUUCGGUGAAUGGGCACAAUAUUGUGCUAGCGAUUGAUUUGUGACGCUACAUUUAUUCUGAACAGUUAGAGAAGAAGGUUCUGAUUAUUGCCGUCUCCAUUUAAAAUUGGCCAAGACAGGCUGAAUGAUUGCCUAUAGGUCUUAAGGUUUGCAGGAAGAAGCCUUCUUGAAGCAUUUUGCAUUACUCUUUGGCAUUUUGAGGAGGAACCUUCCACAGAACUGGAGGGCUUUUUAUAUAUCCAUGCUGGAAGAGAGUAUGCGUGGAAUCCGUGUUUCGGGUGAUGCCCCUGACCAGACUCGCCGCCGAUGCAUUCGGUGUGGUGACAAUUUGUCUAGUCUCUCUCUUGGUAUUGUUUGGCUUGUUCUGCAUCUUUUACUCAGCUCUCUUCCGUUCUCGGAUCCAGAGACAUGGAUAUGUUCAACUCGGUUAUUUUAAUGGUCCGUGGAUCAUUCGUCUCACACUCAUCAUAAUUGCAAUUUGGUGGGGUUUGGGGGAGAUUGUUCGCUUAAGUUUGCUGAAAGGGAGAGGAAGGAUUUUACAUGCUGUUAGCCUGAAAUGGCAGGAAAACCUCUGCAAGUUUUACAUCCUUUCCAAUUUAGGGUUUGCAGAACCAAGCAUGUUCCUUACCCUCAUAUUUCUCCUCCACGCAUCGUUGCAGAGGAGAGAGUUGGGGACUUUAAGUCGUCAAUGGAACAGAAAAACAUUCAGUUAUGUAGUCCUUUUUUGUCUCCCCAUGUUCGUUGCUCAGCUUGUCCUUGUUUUAACUGGACCCAAGCUCAACAACAAUAAAGCGAGUUACAUGAAGAAGAUGCCAAAGUACUUCACAACCAUGAGUAUUGAAGGUUAUAGUAAAGUCGAUAUCGCCCUGUGUACUUACCCAUUACUGAGUACGAUUCUGCUCGGGCUGUUCUCUUUUCUCUUAAUUGCCUACUUCUUAUACAUUGGAGUGCGAAUGGUGUCGUUGGUGAUCAACAAGGGGCUGCGAAGGAGAGUUUUGUUGUUGAUUUUCUCUGUUGUCAGUUUCCUUCCAUUGAGGGUCUUGUUUCUCGGUUUCUCUGUUCUAUCGCAGCCAGGGCAUUUGGCAUUUGAAGCCGUCGUGUUCUUAGCGUUCCUCAUGCUGUUGCUCUGUGCAGCCGUGGGGAUCUGCAUGCUUGUCUAUUGCCCCAUCUCAGAUUCCUUAGCUGUGAGGAGCCUGCAGCUCUUGGAAACUGAAGGGGCCUUCGAUUCGAAUGACAGCUCAUCUCUUAUUGCUAACCAGAGCCUUCUUGAGGCGGCCUCAAGCACAAGUGCAGGAAGAAACUCCGAUGCGUCAAUGAAGGGUGGCUCUAUCUCUUUCCGGACAAUGAUCAAGGACAGCGCCCCAACAGAAGGGUUUGAGGAACUUGGCCUUUUCUCUGCUACCACCCCCUGCCUCCCUUCCUCGCCGGGCUCCCCGCCACUUCCAGGCAGACCCAUGAUUCCUCUCCGAGAAGUAUCCGAAUGCUGAGAAGCCAGUUUUUAUUUUUUAUUUUCCUUUUUCUUUUCUUUUUCUUGUAUCAGUUUUGUGGUAAAAAAAGAAGACGGUUAUGUAAAGGGGUCAGUUACAAUUUAAUAAGGAUUGCUUGUUCAUAGGAAUUAGGAAGGUGUAUCCUUAAUUCUCCUUUAUGAGAGAGACAUGGAUUUAGAUUU
This is a messenger RNA of Magnolia sinica, 2127 nucleotides long. RefSeq lists its product as uncharacterized. NCBI's taxonomy places the organism in Eukaryota, Viridiplantae, Streptophyta, Magnoliopsida, Magnoliales, Magnoliaceae. The record is from RefSeq and is a predicted model, not a curated record. Bases 740 to 1945 code for a protein of 401 amino acids. The transcript has 2 exons.